GUCUCGUGCGCCUUUUCUUUUUCUUUGCCCAUCUCUUACCUUUUCUCCCAUCUUCUUUUUCCGAAUCGGCUUCGAUUCUACCAUCUUUCCCCCCUUCGGUCGAUCCUCGCGCGACCAAGACAAUAGAUGUUCCUGAACCCGACUGCACUCUCUUCCGCCAAACGAUAUUGUGGGUCCAUGUCGCCGCCACCAUGAGCGACCUCAACGAGAAACCCAAGUAUGGCGACAGCGAUGUCGAGGCCAUACGUGCUGACGAUGUGACCACUGGAGCAAUCACCGAGAAUGCUGAUGGCCUACAGCGCCGCCUCGCCAACCGGCAGAUUCAGCUUCUGGCCAUUGGCGGAUCAAUUGGCACUGCCCUCUUUGUCAGCAUCGGAAAUGGGCUCUACGCAGGUGGCCCAGGCAGCCUGUUUCUGGCUUACCUAAUCUACAGCUGCGUCCUCGGUCUCGUGAACAAUUGCAUGGCAGAGAUGGGCACCCUUCACCCCGUCUCUGGCGGCUUCAUCCGAAUGGCCGGAAAGUGGUGUGACGAUGCUCUCGGAUUCACGGCCGGCUGGAAUUUCUUCCUCUACGAAGCACUGCUGAUCCCUUUCGAGAUCACUGCCCUGAAUGAGGUCUUGCGUUACUGGAGCGGCAACAUUCCCGCAGGAGCCAUCUGUGCAGCGUGUAUUGUCCUCUAUGCUCUUCUGAAUGGCCUGGCUGUAAGGGCCUAUGGAGAGGCAGAAUUCUGGCUCUCCGGCGGCAAGGUCAUUCUCAUCUUCAUGCUGUUCUCGUUCACUCUGGUGACCAUGUGUGGCGGCAAUCCUCAACACGAUGCGUAUGGCUUUCGCUAUUGGAGCAAUCCAGGCGCUUUCGCCGAACACCACUCAACAGGUAGCCUGGGCCGGUUCGAGGGCUUCCUCGCUGCCCUGUGGUCUGCAUCCUUCACCGUCGUCGGCCCGGAGUACAUCGCAAUGGCAGCGGCCGAGGCCAAGCGCCCUUCUGUAUAUGUCAGGACCGCUUUCAAGACAGUCUAUUGGCGCUUUGGCAUCUUCUUCAUUCUGGGUGCCCUUUGUGUCGGCAUUGUGAUUCCAUACAAUGAUCCAACCCUCGUUGGGAUCGAGGAGGGCAAACUCGGUGGAAGCGGUACUGCUGCUGCCUCGCCUUAUGUCAUUGCCAUGAAAAAUCUUGGCAUCGGGGUCUUGCCGGACGUCACCAAUGCCCUCAUGCUAACCAGCAUCUUUUCCGCCGGCAAUACCUAUACGUACGCGGCGACGCGCAGUCUCUACGGCCUUGCCCUGGAGGGUCGUGCCCCCAGAUUCCUCCGCAAGACGACGAGGAACGGUGUGCCGAUCUAUGCCUUCGCCAUCGUUAUGUGCUUCCCCUUCCUCUCGUUUCUCCAGCUGUCGAGCAGCUCGAACACGGUCCUCACGUGGCUCAUCAAUCUCAUCACCGCCGGGGGCAUCAUCAACUAUAUCAUCAUGUCCGUCACCUACCUGUUUUUCUACCGAGCCUGCGUCGUGCAGAACGUCGAUCGGACAGGGUUCCCCUACUGCGGAAGAUUCCAGCCGUACAGCGCCUGGAUUGCGUUGAUUGCCGAGACGCUGGUCGUCAUCUUCUACGGCUAUUCCAGCUUCACCCCGUGGGACGUCUCAACUUUCUUCACGUACUACACCAUGGUCAUACUCGCGCCAAUCUUAUUUUUCGGGUGGAAGCUCAUUCAUAGGACAAAGAGGGUCAAGCCUGAGGAUGCAGAUAUUGUCUGGGAGAGGCCAAUUGUCGCAGCCUACGAAGCCAGUUUCAUCAGCCCUCCGAUUGGUUUUUGGACGGAAAUGGUACAGUUGGUCGGCUUCAAGAGGCAUGUCAAAGAAGAGCAGAUGAUGGAAUGAGCUGUUUGUUCAGACCAGGUUACAGAUGAAUGCACAAUAUUCAUAAAGUCUUCAUUUGGCGAAUCUUAGCUCCUACAUCUGUUGAACUGCUACUGUGUCAUCCUAGUGUAGGAAAAACCAAGGCAUCAUAAAAGUUGUGCACCAAUAGUGGCCUGCACCUGAGCUCCAUAGUACCAGAGUAAUGAAAAUAUCACACGUAAUUUAUUGCC
Messenger RNA from Cryphonectria parasitica EP155, 2077 nucleotides. RefSeq lists its product as uncharacterized. Gene Ontology annotation, cellular component: membrane. The transcript is spliced from 3 exons. The record is from RefSeq and is a predicted model, not a curated record. NCBI's taxonomy places the organism in Eukaryota, Fungi, Ascomycota, Sordariomycetes, Diaporthales, Cryphonectriaceae. Gene Ontology annotation, biological process: amino acid transmembrane transport. Gene Ontology annotation, molecular function: amino acid transmembrane transporter activity. Bases 192 to 1868 code for a protein of 558 amino acids.